Molecule: messenger RNA, 5297 nt
Organism: Lingula anatina
Lineage: Eukaryota; Metazoa; Brachiopoda; Lingulata; Lingulida; Lingulidae
Biological process (GO): RNA processing; adenosine to inosine editing
Cellular component (GO): cytoplasm; nucleolus
Molecular function (GO): double-stranded RNA binding; double-stranded RNA adenosine deaminase activity; tRNA-specific adenosine deaminase activity
Source: RefSeq, a predicted model, not a curated record
AAAGAUGGCGCUUCACUGGCGCACGCGGAUUCGGUGGACGCAUGCAAGUCUCUUUUGUGCUUUCACCUGUUAAUCGACAAGUUCAUCAUUUUAAAAACAUGUAAAGGUUGGAGCAAUGGGAGAAACAUCCGGGCCACCAAUCCUUGAAAUGAAACCACACUUAAAUGAUGCAAACCUUGUGAAACCGUGCUGUAAAAGAUGAGAUUCUUGGCUCUUGCAACACUGUUACCCUUCCCAAGGGUCCUUGGUUCUCAACUUGGUUCUAGCAGAACAUGUAUAGGCAAGGGAAACAAGUUAGCAAGAUAUUCCUUCAGCUAUCUUCCACCAGAUGGCACCAGUAGUAUUGUACAGACAAGAUGUCACCUCAACAUCAGGACCUCGCUGAAUAAGCAGAUAUCUAGGCGACGUAAGCAGUACCUCAAUAGCAGCUCAGCAGAUGAUGUCAUCAGAAAUUUUGAAAGGAACAAAAUGUUGAUAUUUGAUCCCAGGAAAUUUUUACAGUAUUUGUGGGCUCUAGUGCGGUCAAAUUCUGACAGCAACCGCAGCAGUUUUGACUUCCACUUUGUGACAUUCCUGGAGAUGGAAAGGCUUGAGAUGCUUCAGCCCAAUCAAAUAAAUGACAUACUCAUCCUUAUGUCUCAGUUAUCUCCAGAUAAGAAAAAUCAGAACAUUGUUGGUCCAUUGGAAGACUCUGUGUCGGCUAAUUGGGCACACUGGCCCAUGCUAGACAAACUCACAUGUGUUGAAGCUGCCAUCUAUGUCCGGUACUCUUUCAACAACCAAUUCUUUGAGUCUGAGAUGAAACGGUUUUAUGGCACUUUAGCCACUGAGGUUAAAGCCAUGAAGGAAAUAUCUCUGGUCAAAUUGUGCCGAGUCAUUUCCCUUUUGCACUCCUCCAAGAAUAUCCUGUGGCUGGACGUGAGCGCUAAAAGAUAUGCUUGUUUAUUAUUGGAUGCCGUGGAAAGCCAACUCUUUGGAAACCAUCAUGUAAGUGAGACUCUACAUCCUCAGGAUGUUGGACUGUUCUUACAGGUAUGCCAUGAAGUAGACAGACCUAUCUCGGCUGAGGUUCUGUCCAAAAUAGCGAACCCCAGUGUUUUGAGACCUGUGAUGAAUGCUGCUGACAGCAAAAUGGAUUGGGAAUCGGCGUCAUAUCGAUAUGUGAAAUGUGUGCAGGAUUUAUUUCGGGCGUCAAGAAAGCACCCGCCUGAAAUUUAUGCACUUUUGAAAUUCUUUAAGGAGAUGGAAGAUAAUGUUCUCAGUCAUGUGUCAUUAUUGCCUGUCAAACAUGGCGUGAAAAUAGCGUCUGCGUUUACCAAAGAGCGCUACUACUGCCCUAAAUUAAUUGACUCGCUCCUGGAGCACCAGGACAUCAGACGGGAUGAAAUGGGGACUGAAAGUAUAGUCCAGUUUUUUCAAGUUGUAAGAGACAGUUCUUAUAGGUGCGGAAAGGACUGUGUAAUGACUUUAGUACAUCUUUUCGAAAAAGCAGAUUUUUCAAAGAGUCCUCCGCAAGAAGAGCUUUCAUUUCUUGAAUGUGCAAUCCAUCUUGGAAUGAGUAGCUACUGGGGAAAACUGCUUGACCGAGUGCUGGACGAGGACAUUUUCAUCAUAAAAGCCAGUCAGGACAGUUCCCAGUCCUCAGCUAUGUUACAGAUGAAGAUCAAUAUUUGUAGUUUUCUAGUGCAGAAGUGGAUAAGUGAGUAUGGCAGACAACUUCUAGAUAUCCAUGGACUUCUGUCAGAAAGUCUGCAGCAGAUGGAGUUCUUUGGUGAUGGUGGAAAGAAAGCAAUAGCUGAUGAGCUUUUGGUAGUAGAUGAGAAUGAUGAUGCUCAGAAUGCCCCAAAAUCCUUUCAGAAAGUUCAGGUUGACCCUUUAGAGGCUGAUGAAGAGGUACAGCUAGAAAACGUACCUGAUUCAACUGAGCUUGAUCAUAGAAGGGAUUUUGGACUCCCAGAAGACAUUCUUGAGGAUCGUGGCAAGGAGCAGGGGGAGUUGAGUGAAGGGCUUCAACUUCUCAAAUCAGCAUUGCUGUUAAAAGGAUACCCAAGCAGACCUGUGCAUCUCCCGUACAUGAACACUAGUUUCUUGGAAAUCUGCCUGGACGAGUCGGGCAUACCAAGGGAUGUGAAUGGGCCUACAGUAGAUGCCUUGGGUCUGUCAGUUAGGCAUCAUCAAGGUGGUUACACCAAGGUUGCCAUACUUCCCGUCGAGCCGCAACAUUAUUUUAUCAACUGCUAUCCAAAGAAACUCAUCGGUGAAGAAGAGGCCAGAGUCAAACAUGUCAAGAAUAUGGGAUAUGAACAUGUUUUGGAUGUUCUCACAACACUGCCAAUGGAUGUUCUGAACAAGUGCCUUGCAGCUAAAAUAGAGGAAUGUGUUCAGAAAUUUCCUGAGAAAAAGACAGAAAACUGGUGGUCCCCCCUACAUAAAGAAGGAAGGCCAUCACUGGAGCUGUUGAAUAGAAUGGAUUGUAUUUAUUUCGCUGAUCUAGAGAAUUUUUCCAAAUAUGAUGAACUGCAGGAGUUACUCUCUGACGGAACAUUUUUAUGGGGAUUUGGUUCACCUAAAUUUCUACCGAAUAAAAAAUUUUUCAUGCAGCCCAACACUUACUAUGAAAUUGCUACAGACACUGAAAAGGAUGCUGCAGACAUUUGCCUUAUUAUAAGGGUGGCACAGAUGGGUGAGAAGAUCUCUAAACACGUCGCAUUUGAGGUCUGGUCGUCAGAUAAAAUAUUCGAGAUGUUACCUAAGAUGAUAAGAAGGGAUUCAGAUAGAGAGAUUGAAAUAGUCAAACCCCACCAGAAAAAACAAAACGGCAAAGUUACUGUAAAAAAAUUCAAUAGAAAAAAAAUUGGAAAACCAACUUUGGAGCAAAAUUGCAAGUUGCAGGGUGCCCGGGUAGAGGACAAUGUUUCUGUUGGAUCCCACAUUUGGAAAAGUGAAUCGCAACCUGGUGGGGAGGAAAAGAAGAAGACACCAGAAACAAAAUAUCCUGUCGAUAUUCUUGACAGGCAGCGUCCAGGACUGAAAUAUAAGCUUGUCGCUGAAAUUGGAAAGGGCAAAGCUAAGAAUUUUAUUAUGGAGGUGACGGUGGACGGAGAGACAUUUCAGGGUUCAGGGAGGAGAAAAAUAGAUGCCAAGAGACUUGCGGCUAAAGCCGCCCUCAGCAAGAUCUUCAACUGGGAAAUCUCUGAGGUUCCAGGUUCGGCGGAAAAAUAUUUGGAGGCUAAAGCAAAAGCUACAAGAAAAAUCAUUAGAGAUAUCAACAAGUUGCAAGGUGGCAAGAUAUCCAUGAUAGACUUGAGUGAAGAAAAGAGUGAAAUAGAUUUUUCUCCAGAAGAAGAGAAGUCUAUAUAUAUGCCUCAAAGGGAUUCUCUUCCCCAAGCUAGAGGACAAUUUAGAAAACUUGAAAGAGAGUAUGACCUAGACUCUUUGAAUUCUGAGGAUGAUUAUAAGGAGGAGGAAGAAAAGUUUAUGGUCAUAGCUCCUGAUGUGCUGUUGGAGGAGAAUGGUUUUGGAGAAACGGAGGCACAUUCUGAAGAUAUCGAUGUGUAUGCAGAUUGUUUGAUAGAUGCGCUUAAUCAGGAUCAGCUCUGUGAUGGCAGUGCUGAUGAGGAUGAAGAUGAAGAUGAGGAUGAGGACAGCUCAGAGAUGGGGGAGAGCACAAGCAGUCUCCAAGAUGAAAGAGAGAAGAGACUAGAAACCACAAAUAGAUUGCACAAAACAGUGGAAUACUUGUCUUUCGAUGAAGACAACACUACCUGUACAUCGAAUGUGACUGCUGCUCUGUUACCACAGGAAUCUAGCCAAUUAGAAGUUACAGAAAAGAAAAGCAAAAAAAAUGGCAGUCAACGGAAAUGUAGUUAUUGCAAGGGUUUGGGCCACAUCAACAGAGUGACCAAGGGGAUCCCUACCUGCCCAAAGAGAAGAGCAGAUGAAGGUCACUAAAGGUCACUGAUGAUUGGAAUCAAGAUUGUUUACAAUUUUUGUCGGAAUACAUUGCUAUCUUUGCACAGACCAUGUCCUGGCUUCAGAAACCAGCCCCUUUUGGAGUUUAAAACAGGGAUGCCAAGUGUUUUUGUUCCAGGGUGCAUUUUCCGGUGGAGAUAGAUUAGGCUAACUUGUUAUUAUAAUUACCCAUCAACUGACCAGGUGGUUGGAAUUAGCUCACCAAAUGACUGUGGAUCAAACUAUGUAUCAGACUUUGUAUUACGUACCCUAGUAGCAAGGCAGCAUUGGAUACUGCUAAGGAUUAUCACAAUCGAAAAUGGGGAGAUUGUAAGAGAUUAAAAUUAAUUUUUUAAGGUUUACCUUUUUCCGAGACAAGUGAAGUCUCAACCUUAUCAGAUUAUAUGAUAUUGUGUGCUGAAGUGAAGAACACUUUAACAUAUCUAAAAAAAAAAAAUUUUUUUUUCCUUAUUAUGAGCAUUGUCAUAUGAAGAUCGUCAUUUUCAACCAUUACUGUGACAUGCGCCAUGGAUUUGUUGCUAGAAAAAUAUUUUGCCACAGUUUUAGCAUUACUAUGCUAUUUGUCAUGGUGAAAUAGUAACAUCGGAUAAAACAAUGUAUAUAAUUGCAUUAACAGGAAUAAGGUAUAUGAAAUAGUCUGAAAAAUUAAGUUUUAUUAAACUGAUCAUACGAAAAAGUUUACAUGAUGCAUUUGUACACCUAUUGGUAUGCUGUUUAUGAAAUUUGUUAGUUAAUAAAAAAAUAAGACAGACCAUCAUUUUGUAAAUAGUUUUUAUUGAACUUAAAGGGACGGGAUGCCAGAAGCAUUAAACAAAUAGAAAAAAUAUUUCCUUUAAAACAAAAACCUUAAGGUAUAUAAUAUAGAAAUACACAUUUACUACAUAAACACUCAUAGUUGGGACGGAAUGCUCUUAGAGAACUUAAGUAAACUUAUUUUCAGUUUCCAAGUAUUUACUUUGUAAACCCUUAAAGCAAAUCUAGUGGUAUCACUUCUAGGCACAAAAUAAGAAAUUGUGUAUCAAUUGUUUGGUAAUUUGGACUCUUAUUGGCAAACUCUACAUGUCUGGACAAACUAAUCGCCUUCACCUGUUGUCACACAGUGGCGGGAUUUACAGGGGGUCCUGACCUCCCCCCCCUUCAGUUUCUGAAAAAUAUAUCACACCAAAAUUCCCCUCUCAACAUUAAAAUUUUGACCAGCUAAUUCAUAAUUUGAAACUGAACCAAAGGGCACCAUUUGCCUUCCAAAACACCAAGACACCUUGAGCAGGUCUUGAACCCCAUGCCAAGAGGGGGAAUGAUCAGCUUCAUAUCUGAGCUUUGUCUUU